AUGGUUUCGGCGAGAUUCUGGCAUCAGCUCAGAGACAUCAUUUGGAAGGAUCCCUCCGCACUCUAUCGUCUCGCCGUUAGAUGUGCCGCGUGCAAACAACACAUGACUGUCGGAACCGACGAUCGACCCAUGCACGAAUCUCAUGGCAUACAUAUUCUACCUUGCGGGCACAUGACCCUCUUUCGCAUCCCCGAUGCGGCGAUCCCUGCUAUGGCCUUUAUCGAUGGCCUCGCUGACAUCUACAACUGCAUGGACGUAGGCCCGAGGCCACUGCCCAACAACCAGUUCUAUGCCUUUUCAGCCACUCUCAACGGCCAUAGUUACUCAUUCCUCCCUAAGGGAACUGUAUGCACUAGGCAGCUUGAGAUUCCGAUCGAUAUGAGAGAAAUCGUCAAGGAAACCAAGGAGCAGUUUCUUGACAAGUGGAAGGGCGUCUGGCGCACUUGGCAAGUCGGCGAGUUCGAGGUUCGGUUUGACCUCUACGAGAAUACCAAGUAUUAUUCUCUCAAGUCAAAGAUCAAGAGGUCGGCUAAGAAGUUGCAGAGGAUUUUUACUCGCAAGCUCUGA
Molecule: messenger RNA, 567 nt
Organism: Fusarium vanettenii 77-13-4
Lineage: Eukaryota; Fungi; Ascomycota; Sordariomycetes; Hypocreales; Nectriaceae
Exons: 3
Coding region: 1-567 (188 amino acids)
Source: RefSeq, a predicted model, not a curated record